Penicillium salamii is the source of this 2388-nucleotide messenger RNA. The record is from the annotation of a GenBank genome assembly. NCBI's taxonomy places the organism in Eukaryota, Fungi, Ascomycota, Eurotiomycetes, Eurotiales, Aspergillaceae.
AUGGACCUAGAGAGCCAUGGCCCUGUGUCACAACCAUCCCACUCAUCCCCGUCAUCCCAGCCGUCGCAGCGAUCCCAGCUAUCACAUCCUCGGCCGAAAGUCAGUCGACUUAGAGACAAGCCCCAGCUCUCGUGUAAUGCCUGCCGACGUCGAAAGUAUGAAGCAAGUCUACUAUGUGCAUUUGUCUCUCCAUAUACUCACAUUUAUUUCAGAUCACGAUGUGACCGUCAGCACCCAUGUUCUUCUUGCUCUGCCCGUGGCCAGAUUUGUACUUAUGUGGAUAACUCAGAGCUCAUGAGUCGCUCAAAUGUGUCUUCCGCGACGGCACCUGGCGUGCAUGACCGUUUGGCUCAAUUGGAGCGAUUGGUUGUGUCACUGAUGACCAAUUCGGCGAGCAAGGCACCAGUACAUAUUCCGUCAGGCUCCGAAGCUUCGGUUCCAUCAAGAGUCCCAAAUCCACCGCGAAGUGAUUCCAUCGUCGACGCUGUUGAUGGUCGUUCUGAGUGUGGUGGUAUGCAAAUCAGCGAGUCAGAAUUUCACUAUGUUGGAAAUAAUCAUUGGGCGACUAUCCUCGAUGGAAUCGCGGAUCUCAAAGACCAUCUCGAUCGCGAUGAGCAGUUCAGACUCGCAAGUACCCCGUCGGAUCUUGAUAUUGAUGAGCAUGGAAACUAUUUGAAUCGCCCUCGGUCUGCUUAUGCGCUCCUUCUGUAUGGAGGGCGUCGGUUAGGCUCAAAGGAGGAGAUUCUCGCAGCGCUGCCUCCGAGGUCUGCAGUGGAUCGAUAUGUUUCUCGAUAUUUCAACUACUUAGACCUGGUUUCCUCUUCUGCGGUGCAUGGACCAAGUUUUCUACGUGAGUACGAGGCAUUUUGGGAAAAUCAGUCGGGCACGCCUGUUAUGUGGAUUGGUCUUCUCUUCAGCAUGAUAUGUCUCGCAUGCCUUACUUCCGAUGUCCUAUCCGAACCGAGCCCCGAGGAUCUAUCACUCCAAAUCGACCUUUAUCGCGAGAAAAUUGUGCAAUGUCUGACGUUAGGUGAAUAUACAAGGUCAGGGCCAUAUGUUUUGGAGACAGUAAUAAACUACACAUAUGCGGAAUUUUGCAUUCGAACCGACGCCGACAAGGAUAUCUGGUUUCUGCUAGCUCUGGAGGUCAAUUUGGCGAUGCGAAUGGGCUACCACCGUGACCCAAGCCACUUCCCCGGGAUCUCACCCUUCCACGGCGAAAUGCGUCGUCGACUUUGGGCAACAGUUCUUAUGGGGGAUAUACUCAUCUCCAAUCAAAUGGGCAUGCCGCGAAUGAUCUCCGACAGCAAAUGGGAUACUUCAGAGCCACGAAACUUGAAUGACUCGGAUUUCGACGAACAGUCGACCGAGUUGCCUCCUUCUCGCCCUCUUACUGAGUAUACAAACUCCCUCGGAAUCAUCGCGCGAAGGCGGAUUCUCGCGGCACUUGGGGCCGUGAUAGAUCUGGCUGACGCGGUCAGGCCAUGUACCUAUGCUGAUGUCAUGCAUAUCGAUUCCAUGAUCCAAGAGGCAGCCGCUAGCAUCCCCCCACCACUAAAGCUCAAGUCCAUGGCAACGAGCAUGACUGACACCCCACAGAUCAUCAUGGCCCGGUUGUUCCUAUGCCACCUGAUCUACAAGGGACAGGUUGUUCUCCACAAGCGAUUCUUCUACCCUAACUCAGACAAUUCAGAUGAUCAAGCGACCUCUUACUCACGAAAGGUCUGCUUGGAGGCUUCCCUUGGUACCCUCAACAUUCAACAUAUUCUAGACGAGGAAACUUGUCCGGGGGGUCAACUUUAUACCAUGCGAUAUCGCGUGACGUCCAUCAUGAAUCAUCAAUUCCUUACUGCCACGAUGAUUCUAUGCUCUAUGCUUCAUCGAGGGCAAACACUGGAGCGCGAACAAGACAUUCGUGCGGCGCUUCAGCGAUGUAGGGCAAUUUGGAUGAGACGGAGCGAGAGUUCAAAAGAAGCCAAAAAAGCGGCCGAGACUGUCAACUUCGUUCUGGCUCGGGCAGAUGAUGGAACAAAGCACAAUAUUGCACUAACACAAGCUAUCACGCGUUCUGGUAGCCAUUUCCCGCUCAAUGAUGUUCCACUUAACAGUUUAGAGCCCGCAGGCUCUCUUCCAGACGACACUACAGUGUCAUCGGAUUACAUGAGCUUGUUCAAUCGUGAGAGUUCCUCCCUGCUACGGUGUUUCCAUGUCUUUCUUCUUUCUAAUCAUACUCUAGCUGACUACUUUGUGAUGACUGGCUCUCUUGGCAGCUUCACACCCCCGGGACAGCCGAGCCAAAACUUUCUACCAGCCGGGAAUCUUGCAAUGAAUAUGAAUGGCAUCGAAAGGCCUAAUGAAUGGAUGUUCAUGCCUCAGUCUGGCACAUAG